Portunus trituberculatus (swimming crab) is the source of this 904-nucleotide messenger RNA. RefSeq names its product prefoldin subunit 4-like (gene Pfdn4). Gene Ontology annotation, cellular component: prefoldin complex; cytoplasm. The record is from RefSeq and is a predicted model, not a curated record. The coding region runs from base 122 to 517 and encodes 131 amino acids. The transcript is spliced from 4 exons. Lineage: Eukaryota; Metazoa; Arthropoda; Malacostraca; Decapoda; Portunidae. Gene Ontology annotation, biological process: protein folding.
AUGAUAAAAGCUUGGAAAGAAGCUAAAGCAAAGUCCACAUUUAAUAGAAUAGUUACAUUAUAUUAUAAUAUUUUUACCUCCGGGAAGACAAGACUGUACGAGGCAUUGGCAAGCCGCAGCGAUGACCACGGUACCUCAGGACUCUGACGUGCACAUCACAUAUGAGGACCAACAGAAGAUCAACAGGUUUGCCCGCUGCAAUGCCCGUCAUGGAGACAUCAAGGAGGAACUCAAGAUCAAGGAGAAUGACCUGCAAAACCUGCAAGAUGCCGAGGAUGAGAUGAUGAUUGCCCUUGACUCUGAUGAGAAGGUGCCAUUCAUGGUGGGAGAGGUGUUCAUCAUGAAAUCUCAGGAGGAAUCCCAGGAGGCCAUCGGGGCCCAGCGGGAGACCUUGCAGGAGGAGAUCAGUGCCCUGAACGGUCGGAGUUCAGAGCUGCAGGACACUAUGACACAGCUUAAGGGAGACCUCUAUGCUAAAUUUGGCAAUAACAUUAACUUGGAACCUGAAGAGGAGUAAAGAACCACGAAUGCUGUUAGUGUGUUGAAUCCUCUGGACUUUCAAAAAACAUUCAUAAUGCUAUUUACUUUAAUAUUUAAUCUUAUUUUAUAUUAAAUGGUGUACAUUUUCUUUUGUGUGCAGUGAAAAGCUCCUAAUUACAUCACUUGACUCGCUGAUUAAUCCAAUUCUACUAGCACUUUGUUAAAAUAUGAUCAUUAUGUCAAAGGCUAUUUAGUAACUAAUACCAAGUCUACUGUUAGUUUGUUAGUGGACUAGUCAAUACUCACCAUGUCAAAUUAUUUCGGAAAAAAAAAAGAAACAAGGGUAAUGUAUUAUCUUUAAUAUAAUACAAUCAUAAACAGAUUUCCAUAAUCCUACACAAAUAAAAGCUGACAAGGCAUCCUU